Messenger RNA from Morchella sextelata, 735 nucleotides. RefSeq lists its product as uncharacterized. The record is from RefSeq and is a predicted model, not a curated record. The transcript has a single exon. The coding region runs from base 1 to 735 and encodes 244 amino acids. NCBI's taxonomy places the organism in Eukaryota, Fungi, Ascomycota, Pezizomycetes, Pezizales, Morchellaceae.
AUGUUGGCCCCAUCUCCCUCCUUCAGCACCCUCGUCCAGGGAUUCCUCCUCCUCUCAACCCUCUUCGCGACAGCCCACGCAACAAACGUCUGGGCAACCGCCCCCAACACCGCCGUCUUCUACUGCGGUGAGGACGGCAAGGGAAAAAUGACGGGAACAAAGGCCAUGAUGUGGGCCAUGAGGGACGCAAAAACCUCAGAUUAUGCCCGCGGGCGUCCCGAAUACCAAAGUAUGAAGACCAUCAACCUGGUCCAGCAGGCCAACAAGCAGCCUAGAAUUGGGCGCGCCGAAUCAAAGCUGUUUGCCGAGGGGGCCUCUGGCAUCGUCAGGCUCUUCGAGGACAGGCUGAACGUGGACGGUCAGAAGGGCGUGUGGAAGCAGGAGGAGGAGCCUGCCUUGUUGAAGAACGCAAAGGUCACAGCGCUGCACGUUUUGAACCCUGACGACCCGUCUUUUGAGUACGUCGUCUGGGAGCGCAAGAACGGUAAGGUCGAAUACAAGGACCCAAAGUAUAAGAAUACCGGACUCCCUAUCUCGAGAUUGGAUGAUAUCGAACUUAUUUGGCAGCCACUUUCUCCCGUAGGCUCACCACAGGGUUCGCCAAAGAUCUCGCCAAAGGGAUCGCCAAAGAUCUCGCCAAAGGGAUCGCCAAAAGCAGGAAGCCCUUCAAGGAGCUCAUCAAAGAGCCCGACUAGGAGCAUUGGGCGCAAGGUUAGGAGAGCUAGACAGUUCUAA